UUGACCAUCGACGGGGAGAGGUUGUCGCUCUCUGGGCUCGCUCAGCUAAGCCAUCUCUUUUUUGGCAUCUUGGUGCUGUCUGUUUCUCGCUCUGAAGCUACGUGUGACGUUCAGCGACGGAUGGAUGUGCUUUGGUGUUUUGAGAGUGUUUAUUAUCCCCCACGAAUGAAAAUUAGUGGUAGAAAACACACAUAGUAUGUUUAAGUUGAAGUCUCCUCAAUGAGGGGAUAUAUUAAGACUGCGAAUAAAGUGCGGUGACCUCUUGCAAUGUUAGCUGCAGUGUAGUGUUUUUGUUUGUUUAAAGUGAUAAAGCCUAUAGCAAGGAUUUGUCAAUAGAUUUGUUUUAACUCGAUCCCGGCCGCAUCCCCAAAACGACUGCACUAAUAAUAACGUAGGAAGAGUCAUCUCAUUACUGGGAAGCUGAAAACUGCAUAAUCUCACGAAAAUUUCCUAAUAUCCCCGAGGUAACAGUGGAGGAAGAGGGCGUUAUGUGAAGUGUUGUCGUGGAGCAGCAUCCCUCUCAUCUCCACCUCAGGGCUCGAGUAUCACCUCAACCACCAUCUCAGGGCUCGAGUACGGCCUCUACCACCACCUCAGGGCUCGAGUACCACCUCAAAGCUCGAGUACCACCUCGACAAUCACCUCUGGGCUCAAGUACAGACGUCAAGCAUAUUUGAGCCACAAGGUGCUGGAUAUAUUUAGUGAUUGAUUAGUGAUGUGGAGUGGGUGUGCUACCUAGGGUUGCUGGGGAACAUUAUAAGUGCCAGGGAAGUGCUGCCUAUGUACAUAAAGUGCUACAUACGUACAUAAGUGUUUAAUGUCAGGAUGAUUAGAAAAUUGAACAUCAGGGAUACUUAUUGAAUUGCUUACAUAAUAAACUCGCCUAAAGUUUAUGAAAUUGACAAAUAACCAAAUUUUCAGUGGGAAAUUCACACACAAAAUAAGACGGAAAAUCAUUCUCUAGCGCCACUGCCUAGUGUGUGCUCCCUAUCGAGGACCGGAGUAGUGCCAGAGAGAUGACGCCUCGGCGGCUGGCACUGUGAGGGCCAACAAGUGCCUCUCCUCCUGGCGGUGUAGUGUGGAGCUGCUGUUAUUAUGUGUGACUGUGUGAGGGUCAGUGUGGGGCUAGCAUCAUGCACGUGCUGAAGAUCCUACUCACAGGAACACUGUGUCUACUUACCUGCGGCGGCGUUGGCAACUUCGCCUGGGGGCAGCAGCGGCAGCACUUCCGCAAGCCUCCCAAAGACCACCACGUGAUCGAGGGCAGUGUCGCCAUCAUGAAGUGUGAGGUGGGCAACCAGGCCGGCAGGGUGCAGUGGGCCAAGGAUGGCUUCGUCCUCGGUUUCAACCGAUCCAUCCCUGGCUACCCUCGCUACGAGAUGGUGGGAGACGGUGUGGGAGGGGAACACCAUCUACGUAUCCACAACACCACCUUGGCCGACGAUGCUGAUUAUCAGUGCCAGGUUGGCCCUGCUGAUGGACACCCGCCCAUCAGGGGCACUGGCCAUCUCACCGUCUUGUUGGCGCCGACCUCGGUGGAGCUCGUGGGCCGAAGAAAAGACGACGUCAUCGAAGUGAGUGAAGGAGAGGAAGUCACCCUUGAGUGCAAGGUGGAAGACGCCAAGCCAGUCGCUGAAGUCAAGUGGUACAAGAAUGACCAGGAGUUACACUUAGAAACACGGGUCGACGUCACGGAGGACUCGACGAAGCGACGGAGACAUAAUCUACUCUCCAAGUUGACGCUUCGACUCACGCCCGCUGAUGAUGGCUCCCACUACUCCUGCCACGCCCACCACCCCGCUCUCAACACGCCCAUGAAGGCCACUGUCAAGGUCUCCGUGCAGUAUCCUCCUGGUCCUCCAGUGAUCACAGGAUACACCGCCGGGGAAGCCAUCCGGGCGGGGGAGGAACGGACGUUAACCUGCAGGUCUCGGGGUGGUAACCCCCCUGGCCGCGUCGUCUGGUACCGUAACAACGCCAACAUAGACAGCACGUACCGUCCCACGGGAGGAGAGAGCGUCAACGAGUACAAAUUCAUCGUAGACUCGUCGGAUAACGGUGCGGUUUACACCUGUGAGGUGGGGAACAAUCUGACGGAGAAGCCGCUCCUCUCAUCCGUCAAGUUGGACGUCCAGUUUCCACCUGACAAAGUGAUGGUCUCUGGCCCUGAGGAGUCCCGCGUGGGGGAGAACGUCACCCUCACUUGCUUCGUGGACAAUAGUAACCCACCGGCGGAGGUAUCGUGGGUGGUGGACGGUCAGCCCAAGCAAGAGUCGUCGACGCGGCACGAGCGAGCCAGCCCUGGGGGAUGGCACACAAUCAGCAAGCUGGCACUCGCAGUGCCUCCUGUGGACCGUGAUAUGAUGUUCACUUGUCAUGCCACCAACCAGGCCCUCGGGGAAACCAAGGUUGACACCUUCAUGCUCUCCGUCCUACGACCCCCGCAGCCGCCGAUCCUCCACGGAUAUAGCGAAGGAUCUGGGAUCCGCGUGGGGAGCCUGCAGCGAAUCACUUGUGUGUCGAGGGGCGGCAAUCCUCCAGCGCAUCUCCAGUGGUACCGCAACGGGCAGAAGAUCCCCUCCCAGAAGCACAGUAUCGACGACGAGAGUUCAGCAGAGAUGGAGAUCUUGGCUGAGCCACAAGACAACGGAGCCCAGUACCGCUGUGAGGCCCACAAUGCCGCCGCCUCCUCCCCCGUCAGUGUCUCCACUACCCUCGUCGUACAUUUUCCUCCGGAGACUGUCAAGAUCACGGGUAGUCCCCGACAGCUGCGAGCGGGCACGCAGGCCAUACUCACCUGCGAGGCAGGUUCCUCCAACCCUCCGGCUGUCAUCACCUGGCUCCGUGACGGCUACCAGAUGGCCGGCCGCAUCCAGGAAACCUCCCUCACUCCCAACGGAGGCACGCGAGUCAUCAACGUACUGACGCUCAACCUAACAGCUGCCGACGACGGGCUGACGUACACAUGCCAGGCCUCCAACCCAGCGUUGGAGAAGAGCGUGCGUCAGUCCACCACACUCCGUGUAAACUAUGCGCCGACGUUUCUGUCUGAUCCUCCUGAAGUAGUGGACGUGGUGAUAGGGGAGUCAGAGGUGUUGAACCUGACGGCACGGGCGAAUCCUGGCCCCGUACUGUACUCCUGGACCCGCCACGGCCUCCCGCUACCCGACCCUGUCAUCGACGAGUCCUGGAGACACGCCUACGCCCUCGACCCGGACACUAUGGGCAGCACGACUGGGUCGUACGUGGCGGCCGACGGCCCUCUGCUAUACAUCAGGGGUGUGACCGUUGACGACGCUGGCGACUACGAACUGGAAGCUACUAACCAAGAGGGCGCCACUGUAGCAAAAGUUUACCUCAACGUGCAGUACCCGCCAACGAUCAAGUACACGUCGGAGGUGGUGACGGUUUCGGAGGGGCAGGACGCGAACCUUGAGUGCGCUGCCGACGGCAACCCUCUUACCGAAGACAUGAUGCAGUGGAGUAGGCAGGAUUACCCCUUCACCCGUACCCAGCAGUCCUUUGGGGGAAAGAAAGCCUCCUUGAAGGUGCUGAGGGCCAACAGGAACGACACCGGCGUCUACUCGUGCGUUGUCAACAAUAGCAUUGGGAAGGUUGCCACGGCAAACGUCACUCUCGUGGUCAAGACCAGGCCACAGGUGGAGCACUCGCAGCUGUUGAACCGGGCAGCGGCAGAGGUGGGAAGGACGGGACGGCUGCAGUGCUUGGCGGAGGGAGCACCAGAGGUGAGCUUCUCCUGGAAGAGAGACGGGGUUCUCCUCUCCAACGGCGUCAGAUCCGACAAGUACGAGAAUGAGACCAUAAAGGAGGCGCUGUAUGACACUUGGAAAGUGGUAAUUAGAUUUGAUCGUAGGAAGGCAAGAGUAGCUCGUUUUUCUCAGUACGGGAUUAAGACUUAUAGGAAUAGCAAGAUGUCUGGAGAUACUCCUAUGUUUAGUGAUGUCACAGGUCACAGAAUAGACAUGAGCUCAUUCACUGUGUUAUCCAGUCGACCCAACAUCAAUUCUCUCCCUCUUUCACCAGGCGAGGCCCCUCCCACGCCCUUCCCCAACCCCAGUGUGGGCAAGGAGACCUCCAAGCUCCCUGGCCUUUGGGUCGUCAUCAUAGUGCUCGUUGCCACUGCAUUGCUUGCUCUCAACGUCUCUGCUAUUGUCUGUAUAGUUAGACGGAGACGGAACAAGAGAGCUUCCCCGCCUACCAAGAAGACGCCCCCACCUUCCAUAUCGGCGUCUGCCAUGCCAAAGACUAUGCCGCUCACUCCCACACAGGAAGGAAGCGACCAGGCGAGCAGCAAGAGUACCACCAACACCAUGUAUGCUCCAUCCUCCUAUAAUGACACUGUGGUUGGUGAGACGCUCUCUUCCAUCUCGGAGAAGAGCAGAGAGUCCUAUGCUCAGGAGGACUCCGUGGUGGACUAUGAGGAGCAGACCCAUAAGCACGCUGCUUCCACCUACCUCAUCGACCAGAUCGAACCACCACCGGAGUACGCCAGCCAAACCCCCUCACAACCUUCUAGUGCAGCCUACGACCCCCAGGAGGACGACUAUGCUGAGGUUCUGAGGAGGAACGCCUACAAUCAUCAGCUAGGGAAAGUUACGCCGCGCCCACCUUCUCGUGCCACCCACUACAGUACCUCACCAGAGACCCGUGGCUUCCUCAGUUUCUCCUACACGCCCUCCCCCACGGGCGUGCCUAACGGAGCCGCUCAGUACCACGCCGGUGGCCCCUCUGUAACUCUAGGUCUCCACGAACACGGCUACCCAGCCGACAUGGGCAACAUGAGCAUUGAGGGAAUUGACCAUGCCCAUGCUCUACAGUCACUGGGGCUUGACUCUGAUCCUCCUCCCUCCCUAGGGCUUGAACAGCACUCGAUCCCUUCCGAGCACCCCAGCCUCACGCUGGACCCACACUCCAUUACUAUAGAUCAUCCAGUAAUUGCUGUCACCGACUUCUCCAACCGAAAUGGGGACCUCAGAGUUCAGCCAACGAGCCUCUCCACCUUCAAUCCCAACCCAUCGCCUUCCACUUACAGCGAGUCUGAUCUCGAGGGCCAUCUUGUAUGACUGUAAGCGAACCCGCUACCCAUCGGGAGGGCGGUAACAUGCUAAACUACUACUCAGAGCCCAAGAAUAGCACAGCAGCAUCUGUGUAAAAACGUUCUAGGAUUCUUUCGUUCUUUCGAAAACCUGCUAUGAGGCACUUCGAUAACGAAUCCCUGGACAGACACAGUCGGGCAAUUCGUGCGGAGGCCAUUAAGAUAAAUCAAGCAUUCGAAACAUCAGGGAAAAUUAGUAAUUUUUCACUAACUUGCUUGAAUAACCAAAGAAUACUUCUGACUAAAAACUGCAUUUCAGCACCGCAUGUGUACUUUUAUGCGAUUAUAAAAAAAUAUUGGCUUUAAUGUGCAUUUUUUGCAUAAUCUAUGUAUGAGUUGUUUUAUUGAUAUAAAGUGUGACCCUGCGUGUUGUGACCCAGUGUGUGAGCGAGGAAUAGAGAGGUUUCUCUAAGUAGACUCUUUUAUAUUAACGAGACGAGAAGUCAGACUUUUUAUUAUAGGGUAGCCAACUCUCAAACGAGAACCACAUGCAGGGAACAACUUGUCUUCGUUAGUCAAUAACGGGAUGCUUGAGUUGCUAGCGGCCUGAAGAUGGUGGGAGGCUGAGGCGACGGAUGGUUGAAGUAGUCGAGAGCCCAUGGCUCUUGUGCAUUGCAGCGCUGUGUUGGUGGUCUCUUGGAAACACCACGAAGAACUAGUGGAUAAACUCGUUUUCCACAAUGCUACCAAUGUCAGUGAAUGUGUUAGUUUUCUACAUCUCCAUGAUCUGGUGUUCAGUGUUUACCUCUUGCAACACGACGAAAACUGGUGUUGACUUCCUUGCAGGCUAUGCGGACCUCUAGCCUUUAAGGCUUGAUAAAUUCGUGUGAAAAUUAUUAUCAUAAGACGAUGUCAAUGGCCAUCUGUGAUGCACCUUGGCUUUCCGCUCCCAAGAUUUUAUGUGAAUUACCAUUGACGAGACGGAUGCCAGGUUUGUGAUUGCAAUACAGCUACUGAUAGAAUUCUCUCUAUACAAUUGGUUGAAAUAUAUACAUGAUUUACAUAUAAUAUGAAAUGUACAGAAAAAUCUUAAAUAUUGUUGAAGA
Molecule: messenger RNA, 6162 nt
Organism: Cherax quadricarinatus
Lineage: Eukaryota; Metazoa; Arthropoda; Malacostraca; Decapoda; Parastacidae
Source: RefSeq, a predicted model, not a curated record